This is a messenger RNA of Python bivittatus (Burmese python), 1942 nucleotides long. Its product is annotated as beta-1,3-galactosyltransferase 5-like. Gene Ontology annotation, cellular component: Golgi membrane; endoplasmic reticulum. NCBI's taxonomy places the organism in Eukaryota, Metazoa, Chordata, Lepidosauria, Squamata, Pythonidae. Gene Ontology annotation, molecular function: N-acetyl-beta-D-glucosaminide beta-(1,3)-galactosyltransferase activity. Gene Ontology annotation, biological process: protein O-linked glycosylation. The record is from RefSeq and is a predicted model, not a curated record.
UUGCGAUGGCAGGAGCUGCUACCUGGGGCGAGAGACUGCGCGGGAUUCAUAGCGUCGAUUUCAUUGUCUGGACGGACCUUAUUUAUCCUUCCGAAUCCAUUCAGCUUUAGAGGGCUGUUCCUGACGGAAUUGGCCCCCGGGAUGGCACCAGGAGCUCCAGGAACUGAAUGCCAGAGACGUGAUUUUCUGGGUUUUGUUUUUUGUUUUUUUGUUUGUUUGUUUUUUGUUCGAGGAAAGAUCCAAGACUACUCACAAGAGAUUUUAUGCAACGUAACUAGAGGAACCGGGGCUGGGAUUGGGGGGCGCAUUGCAGAAGGGGAAGGGAAGGAACCUCGGGAAUUUGCUCCAAUCGGUGCCUGCCUGCCCGGGUUGUGUUUUUGGGGGCGGUGGAAUAUUUCAAAAUGCUGACUUGGAAGACAAACAUUCAUUCUCAUCAGUACAUUCAAACAACCAUUCAAGAUGGCUUCCAAGAGACUCAGAAAGAAGAUUUUUUUGACAACAGCACUGGUCUUUGCUGGGUUAUGUUUUUUGAUCAAGUGGACUUCAGUUGGAAUAUGCCUCUUCUGUCAGACAAAAAGUGAGGACAUAUUUUUAAAACGAGACAGCGGACAUUUUUUGUUGCUACCUCAUUUGGAUUGCAGUCAGAACCCUCCAUUUCUGGUCGCUCUUGUAACUUCCUCUCCUACACAAUUAAAGGUUCGGGUAGUGAUCCGCAAGACCUGGGGCAAAAAAAAAAUAAUAGCGAACAAACUAAUUGUAACCUAUUUUCUUUUGGGAACUACCUUGAAUCCUGAAGCCCAGGUUGCUGUGAUUAAUGAGAGUCUGAAAUAUGGAGAUAUUAUCCAGAAGAAUUUUAUAGAUGCCUAUUAUAAUUUAACACUAAAGACUAUGAUGGGCAUUGAAUGGAUUCACAAAUUCUGCCCACAGUCUAGCUUUGUAAUGAAAACAGACUCAGAUGUGUUUGUUAAUACUUAUUACCUGACUGAACUCCUUCUAAAAAGAAACCAGAAUACCAGAUUCUUCACUGGCUUUUUAAAACUAAAUGAGCAUCCAAUACGGCAAAUGUCCAGUAAGUGGUAUGUGAGUAAAAAUGAAUAUCCAAGAAAUACAUAUCCUCCUUUUUGUUCAGGGACUGGCUAUGUUUUCUCAACUGAUGUUGCUAGUCUGGUGUAUAACAUUUCUGACAAUAUCCCCUUUGUUAAGCUGGAGGAUGUGUUCAUAGGCUUGUGCCUUGCUGAACUCAAUAUUAAACUGGAAAAUCUCAAUUCCAAGCAAACCUUCUUCCCUGAAGGGCUUGAAUUUUCACCUUGCCGCUUUAAGAAAAUUGUGACAAGCCAUUUUGUGAGACCUCAUGAGCUGCUGAUCUAUUGGAAUGCACUGGAGAGAUCAAUGGAUGAAAAAUGCCCCGGUGGCUGAAGCCCUACUGAACUGGGGGCAGAUGGUGCUGGUGGGGAAACUGUCAAAAUAAUCUUCAGCUAGGCCAGCAAAAGGCAAAAAUCUUAAAUACUCAGAUCUUUCCUUAGAAGUUUCUAAGUUCAUUUAGCUCAAUGUUUCCCAGUGUCUGCAAAUGUAGAAUGUAUGGACUUUUAAUUCCCAGAAUACUUAGCAAUGGCUCUGCUGGCUGGGGAAUUUGGGGAAUUGAAGUCCACACAUCUUAAAGUUGUUGUAGCUGGGAAACACUGAUUUAGCUAAAGGGUUCUUGCAAUACUGUUUUACACACCAAUCCUGUGUAAGAACUAAGUCUUGUUGUAUUUAAUGGGCUUACUCCCUAAUUAAAUUGCAUAACAUUAUUAUCUUAAAUGUGCCUUUAAGGUUGCAGAUUGAAAAUUUCAUUUCCCCUAAUAACAUUAUCCUUUUUCAUUUAUCAACAUUUUGUUGUUGUUUUUAUCAAGCACUGGAAAAGAAACUUUUUUCACCACUGUUACUACUAAUGUUAACACAA